This is a messenger RNA of Pseudogymnoascus destructans, 2381 nucleotides long. RefSeq lists its product as uncharacterized. The record is from RefSeq and is a predicted model, not a curated record. The transcript is spliced from 10 exons. Lineage: Eukaryota; Fungi; Ascomycota; Leotiomycetes; Thelebolales; Thelebolaceae. Gene Ontology annotation, biological process: Golgi to plasma membrane transport; intracellular protein transport; exocytosis. Gene Ontology annotation, cellular component: exocyst; membrane. The coding region runs from base 78 to 2381 and encodes 767 amino acids.
CAGCUUCAUUUCUUUCAGUGGCACUUGCCUCAUGCGGAGACAAUUAGCCGUGUAAUUGACCCCAGCUCCACUUCAAUAUGCCUUCUGCAGUUGACUUCAGGAGCAAUGGCCAAUCAAUCAUCCAACAGAUGAUAUUGUCACCCAGUGAUAACGACUACCUUGACCAACUCAUCCCUGUUGUGAAAGGUGCGAGCAGUUCUAGUCGAGCCCAUGCUCUAAUGAAGAGCCUCUCUCAAUAUGCCACGCAACGAGAAAGCGAAAUCGAGAAAAUGUGCAAUCUAAACCACCAAGAGUUCCUAACAUCGGUCAACAAGCUACAGAAAGUUCGUGAGGGAACGGUCAAGUUGACAUCUGAAAUCUUGGAACUCAACCAGUCUAUCCAGUCCAGCACGGAAAAGCUUGCGGAGCACAAGAAGGCGCUUGUCGACUCUCGAGGGGUGCGUCAAAAUAUCGAUGAGGCAGCACAAGCACUGAAGGACUGUCUGGAAGUAUUGCGUGUAUCGAACCAUGUCCAUGAGUUGCUGGGCCAGAAAAACCACUAUGGUGCAUUGCGUGCGUUGGAUGAGCUCCAAAAUGUGCAUCUGAAGGAGGUAACACAGUACAAGCUGGCCGAUAUGAUACAAAAGUCGGUCCCUGCCACACAGAAGCUCAUAGCAGAGGCGGUCAUGAAUGAUCUCAACACCUGGCUUUAUAGGAUCCGUGAGACAUCUCAGUUCCUUGGGGAGGUAGCUUUCUACCACACUGAGUUGCGGCGAACAAGGCAAAAAGAGCGAAUGGAAGCCAAUCCAUAUCUCCGGAACUUCAAGCUCAACUCGGCGAUAGAAAUGGUCUUCGACGAGAGCGAGGAGUUUGAUGCACUAGAUAAUGAUGAGCUGCGAGUUGAUUUUACUCCUCUGUUCGAAUGCUUACAUAUACAUGAGGCGUUGGGGCAAAGUGACAAAUUUCGCACUGAGUAUGCUGCAACUCGAAGAAGGCAGAAAGAACUUCUUUUACCGUCUUCAAUUAGUCUUCUCGAGAACGAUGACUCCAGCUUAAGUAGUCUCUUGGAAGGAAUUGCUGGAUUUGCGAUUAUCGAACGGGCAACUAUGAGACGUGCUCAUAAUCUUCGCUCACCUGUUGAUGUUGAGGAGCUGUGGGAUUCAAUGUGCCAAGCCGCUAUUGGUCUCAUCUCAAAAGCUCUCGAUGAUGUUGAUAAUGCGGAGGUUCUUUUGAAAAUCAAAGGUGUCAUUGCGUUGUUUAUACAGACGCUGGAUGGUUGGGGUUAUUCCGUGUCUGCCCUAGACACAUUUCUGUUGACUCUAUUUGAGAAAUACGCCGAGUUGCUAAAAAGACGGUUUAGUGAUGAUUUUCAAGAGAUCGUAUCUACUGACGAUUAUAUGCCGAUUCCAAUUAGCAACUUGGACGAGUAUGACAAAGUUGUUAAUGUUAGUUGGUUUACACCUGAUAAACCGAGAGACGAACUUUCAUUUCCAUGCGUGUUGCCCUUCUCUCAGAUGUAUCCUCUUUGUUGUAUUGACAUUCGAAACUUUUUGAAUCAGUUCUACUUCUUUUCGGAUGAUCAUUUUCAACAUCCCAAUGUUAUCGAUGAGACGCUGAGAAAGUCCCUGGACCAACUUCUUUCGGAGAAGGUCUGCAGGUCUCUUGUGGAACGUUUAAACUCCCAAUAUCUAGGGCAAAUUGUCCAAAUUCUGAUUAACCUUGAACAUUUUGAAACCGCUUGUCAGGAGCUUGAGCAGCUUUUGAUUGCGGCUCGUUCAUCAACAUCCGCUGGAGGACCGAUUGUGUUAAACGCUACUGAGGAGUUCCGGAGUAAUAAAAAGACUGCCGAGAAGAGAAUUUUUGAGCUUGUCAACUCUAAGAUUGAUGACUUGAUAGAAACUGCUGAAUACGAUUGGAUGGCGCCAACAUUAGAAGGCGAGCCAAGCAACUACAUGCAGACAUUGACUCGUUAUCUAUCGAAUAUCAUGAACUCUACCCUACUGGGUCUCCCUAGAGAGAUUAAAGAGUUGAUCUAUUUCGAUGCCCUAAGCCAUGCAGCGAAUAUGAUAUUGGCCCUUCCUUUGUCACCGGACGUGAAGAAGAUCAAUCCGAAUGGUGUCACUGCAUUGGCGAAGGACGUGGAUUACCUGGCCGAGUUUGUCGACAGCCUCGAGAAUGCCCCUAUCCUGCGGGAGAAUCUCGAUGAAUUGCAGCAAACAGUCAACUUGAUGCAAACUGACAACCCUGACGAGUACUUUGACAUUUCAACGAGGAAUAAGAAAUAUGGUCGGGUAGAUCCCCUGAAUGGACCAAAGAUCCUUGAAAAACUCACGUACUCGGUUCAAAGUCCAGUCAAAAAUGAUAGACUAGCCAACUUUUCGUCACGAUUUGGGAAGAAGUAG